Molecule: messenger RNA, 1622 nt
Organism: Trichogramma pretiosum
Lineage: Eukaryota; Metazoa; Arthropoda; Insecta; Hymenoptera; Trichogrammatidae
Exons: 2
Coding region: 166-1503 (445 amino acids)
Cellular component (GO): nucleus; cytoplasm
Molecular function (GO): protein binding
Source: RefSeq, a predicted model, not a curated record
CACGAUGCCGAUCUUCAGUCGGCACAAGUACGUAGAGAUGUUUACAUCGUCGUAGUUCUCAGCUCCCUUUCUCUUUCUCAACCGUCGGAACAGUUUCGAUCUCACGCAGGCCCGUGUACGUUCAAGUAGGUUUGGCAUUGAAAUCGAAAAAAAAAAAAAAUUAUCAUGGCACCAAGACCUCAACCCUACGACCUCCAGAAUAGCCCGCGACUACGUAGGAUGCAACACUUGGAGCAAACGAUGAAACCGUGGUUCUCAUUGCAAGCAAAGAAACCGACGAAGAACGAUCACCAGAAGAGGAGGAUAAUGAGUCAGGACGAUUUCACCUACUUGAACGCGGCCUGCGCGCGCGGCGACACCGUAACGGCGCUGGAACUGUUGCGCGAGGGCGCCGACGUCGAUCAGGCCGGCUGCACGAGGUCGCCCCUGCACUACGCCGCGCACCUGGGCCAAGCGGCGGUCGUCCGGAUACUGCUGGAGCACGGGGCGGAUCCGAAUCGGCCGGAUCACGAGGACGGAUCGACGGCGCUUCACGCGCUCGCCAACGCCGACGAUUACGGCCGGGAAGAGGAGAGGGCAACGGCGCUGAGAACGAUCGUCGAGCUGCUCGUUGCGGCCGGGGCGAGCGUCGAGGCGCGAAACUUCGCGGGCCAGAGCCCCCUGGGACUUGCGGUGUCUCGCUUCGAGUUCGGCCUGGCGAGACUGCUGCUGGAGCGAGCCGGCGCCGCGAGUCUGGACGGGCUGCAGAGCGAGAAUUUGGCGUUGGACGCCGACGACGAGCGACCCAGAACCUUCUGCGUAGCCAAGAUGAUGGACCUGUUGGUGGCGCACGGAUUCUACAUGGAUUUCGAGAACAGACUGAGGUUUUUAAAAUGCUGGUUGAGAGCUCGAGCGAGGGAUAACGAGUUUUCGGAGCCGAAAGUCUGCGAAAUUCUGGGCCACGGUAGGACCGAUUUCAUUCUAAAUGAUCUCGACACUCGCCUGGCCAUCCGCAAAAAGUUCGAUUUUUACAUGGGCCAAGGGACCGAGGAUCGUUUGCUGGAGAAACGCGAACGACUGCUCGAUACGUACGUGCCGGGAAACAAAACGCGCGGCAAGCUGCGCACGUACUAUCGUUGGCGGUUCAACGAGGUCGAGGCGGAGGCCGACGCGGCCAAACUCAAGGCCAUCAUGCUGACCGAGAGCCUCUCGCUGUAUCGAGCCUGUCAGCUGAGUCCCGCCGCGGCCGCCUCGAUUCUGAGGAGCAGCAGCAGGAGGAAUAAUUGGCUGAGGCGCGUCUUUCCGGGGCCGCACCUGGAACAUCUGGGCCUGUUCGUGCAGAGACACGUGGCGGAAAUCUUCGCGAGGAUACAGUUCGAAUUUUUCGCCGCCGAUCUGUUCAUGACCGAGGGGUGUAGAUUGAAUCUGCCGCACGCCGUUUGCUCGCUCGUGGCGGAGAGAAUGAGCGACGAGGAGCUGUAUCGGCUGUGCGAGCAGACGAGCGAAACGAAUUGGGUGGAUUGAUCGUCCGUCGAUUGGGCGAGAUUUGGCAUAAUUUCAAUGCUGAUUUUAUCAUUAUUACGAAAGAGAGCACUUGUAAAUUUUACAUCGAAAGGAUGUAAAAUUAUUCUUAAAAGCUUAAA